AAAUGAAUGCAGCAGAAUAAUAAAUAAAUCUAACAGACCUUAUCAUGCCCUACAGAUGUUGGUGUGUAUACAUACAAACCAUUCUUCUCAAUGCUUAUUGGUCUUCUCAAUGCUUAUUGGUCUAACAAGCCAUGUAAACCCAUUUCUCUAAUCUUGCGGCUGUUUCCUCUAUAAGAAGCCUUUUAUAACAACAGUGGCUCAAAGCAAAGGCAAAUAGCUGCAAUACUGCUCUCAAUAACUAAAAGAGUAAUUGGGAGCUUCUUUGUGCUAGCUAUUAAGCUUUCUUCUGCAGUUCUUAGUUCACAUAACUUCAGGCUCUCAAUAACUAAAAGAGUAAUUGGGAGCUUCUUUGUGCUAGCUAUUAAGCUUUCUUCUGCAGUUCUUAGGUCACAUAACUUCAGGCUCAAUGUUACUCACAGACUCUCCAAAGGUUAGCACACACUCACCAAGAAAAGAAAUGCCUCAGUUUCUGUCCUCCAACAGUCUUACCUCUUCUUACUCAUUUGCAAGCCCUCGAACACCUUCCUCGCCCAUCCACUAUGCAUUUUCUCAAUCAAUGAUGGAAGAAAACAUUGACAAUGAAGAAUCAAUUAUCACCAAAUGGGAUCUGAACUCCUCCUCUUUCACAAAAAUCAUAUCUAUUUUCAAUCAUAAUAGAAAGGAAGCCACCGAGUUUCUCACAAGGGUCAAAGAUUUGCGCCAAGCCAUGCAUUUUCUGGUUGCUCAGAACUCCAGCUCUAGUAAGCUUGUACUUGCUCAGACGCUCAUGCAUACUGCUAUGAAGAGACUUGAAAAGGAGUUUUAUCAGAUACUGUCUGCAAACAUCGACCAACUCGAUCCAGACUCAGUUUCAAGUCGAUCCACAGACAGGACAAGCACGAUCGAAGAUGGUGAUGACUUUGGAUCUGAAGAAGAGUUGAAAUUGGCAGGUGAAGAAGAGUUGAAAUUGGCAGGUGAAUCGAUCACUAAGGUGGACAGAGUCUCGGCCCUUGCCAUGUCAGACCUUAAGUCCAUAGCUGAUUGUAUGAUCAGUUCUGGUUAUGGCAAGGAGUGUGUUAAAAUAUACAAACUCCUCCGAAAAUCAACGGUGCAGGAAGGACUGUAUCAACUUGGUGUUGAAAGAUACAGAUCUUCUCAUACUCAUAAAAUGAAUUGGGAAGCACUUGAGCAUGUCAGUAAGCACUGGAUGAGUACGAUAAAGAUAGCCGUGAAAACUCUGUUUACUGGAGAAAGAAUUCUCUCCGAUCAUGUGUUUUCAGCAUCUAACCCAAUCAGAGAAUCAUGCUUCUCAGACAUCACAAAAGAAGGAGCAAGAAAUCUACUCAGAUUUCCCCAGCUUGUAGCAAAGCAAAAGAAAUCACCAGAGAGAAUUUUCCUGCUAAUGGAACUCUACAAAGUGCUCUUUGAUCUUCACCCCGAAAUAGAAUCAAUAUUCAGCUUUGAAUCAAUGUCUGUGAUCAAAAUACAAGCUCUUUCAUCGCUUCAGACACUUGGCGAGUCAGUCUGCAGUAUUUUAUCAGACUUUGAAUCAACCAUUCAAAAGGACUCCUCAAAAACUCGCAUCGCUGGUGGGGGGAUUCACCCACUGACUCGUAAGGUGAUGACUUAUCUAUCUUCACUUGCAGAUUACAGUGGGAUUCUCUCUGAAAUUUUCACAGCUCAUCCUCCUUCAAGGACUACACAGUUGCCUGAGUCUUAUUUUGACAGCACAGCACCCAUAAUGUCAGUCCACCUAGCACGACUCAUACUAGUCCUUUUCUGCAAGCUUGACUGUAAAGCAGAAUUAUACAAAGAAAUGUCUUUGUCAUAUCUCUUCCUCACCAACAAUCACCACUUUAUCGUUGAGCAAGUUCGUUCGUCUCACCUCAAGGACCUCUUGGGGGAUGAUUGGGUGUCUAAGCAUGCUAAGAAGGUUAGACAAUAUGCCCUGAGCUAUGAAUCCAUGGCUUGGACUAAGGUCUUCUCAACUUUGACCGACACAAUUUCCCCAGCAAUGACACCAGAGGUAGCUAAAGAGUGCUUUCAGAGAUUUAAUGCAGCUUUUGAAGAAGCAUAUAGGAAGCAGACAUCAUGGAUUGUGCCAGACAGGAAGUUGAGAGAUGAAUUGAAAGUUUCAGUAGCAAAGAAGCUCGUACCCGUAUAUAGAGAAUUCUAUGAUGCACAUUCACCGAUGUUGAGCGGGCAGAAAAACUUGGAGCUGCUAGUGAGGUUUGGGCCAGAAGAUCUAGGAAAUUUCUUGUCAGAUUUGUUUCAUGGUACUUCUAGUUUGGGUAGCUCAUCUUCAUCAAGGAAUUCACCACGAGGAUGCAUGCCCCGAUAAAAUAAGAAAAUAAAUACAGCACACUACAUAUUGGGAUCAAAUGACCACCAGUUCACAAAAUACACGUUAAAAUAUAUACAUGAAUUUCCCUGUAAUGGUGUUCUUAGAGAUUUCAUGUUGUAAUACUGUAAUAGUACACAAAGCCAGUUACAAAAAUGAAA
Tripterygium wilfordii is the source of this 2481-nucleotide messenger RNA. RefSeq names its product exocyst complex component EXO70H1-like. The record is from RefSeq and is a predicted model, not a curated record. Gene Ontology annotation, biological process: exocytosis. The transcript has a single exon. Gene Ontology annotation, cellular component: exocyst. Gene Ontology annotation, molecular function: phosphatidylinositol-4,5-bisphosphate binding. Bases 407 to 2320 code for a protein of 637 amino acids. NCBI's taxonomy places the organism in Eukaryota, Viridiplantae, Streptophyta, Magnoliopsida, Celastrales, Celastraceae.